Molecule: messenger RNA, 4421 nt
Organism: Gadus morhua (Atlantic cod)
Lineage: Eukaryota; Metazoa; Chordata; Actinopteri; Gadiformes; Gadidae
Gene: lonrf1
Product: LON peptidase N-terminal domain and ring finger 1
Exons: 12
Coding region: 151-2577 (808 amino acids)
Molecular function (GO): protein binding; ubiquitin protein ligase activity
Source: RefSeq, a predicted model, not a curated record
CACGUGGCCGCAUUUUACGUAAGCAACGGUUGACCACACCGCUAUGUGUGUAUCACUAGUCACUCUAUCUUCACCGCAAAAAAAUGUUUAGAAAUAGGAGCUGGGACGCAAUUUAGUCUACAAUAAUAGGAUAACAGAUUCAAUCUCAAUAUGUCGCUUCAGCAGCCGGAGGUGGAGACCGCCUCGGACGACGAAGGAGAGGGCGUAUUCUUCAUUGAGACCGACUCAGAGAGCGAGUGGAAAGAUGAAGAUCAAAUCGACAACCGGGAACUUAUUCUACAGAAAGCCGAUGCUUUGGCGUCCGAGAACCGUCUCAAAGAAGCCAUCGAUUACUACACCAUGGUCAUGCGCGACGGGGCGGUGCGCCCGGAGCAGCUCAGCACUUUUGUGGACUGUGUCCUGCGGAACUUCAAGAGGAACGUCUCGGAGCCAGAGGAGGAACCCGGGUCAGGCGAGGACAUCCCUAUGUUUGACUGUCCCAGUUGUCAUAGUUUUCUCGGUGAACCGGUGACUCUGUCGUGUGGACACUCGUACUGCAGGCGGUGUACUGAUCACAGCCAACUCUCCAAAUGCAAGCUGUGCGGAGAGCCAGUGCACUGGACACACGCGCCCGACCAGCAGCUCAAAGUGAAUGUCAUUCUUAGUGGACUCUUGGACAAAUUCUUCCCCGAGGAUCUUAAAACGUAUAAAACAAUAUGUGAAAUCCAGGAACUGACCACCAGGAGAUGCUUUAAGGAAGCUGUGUCGCUGGCAUCAGACGUUAUACAACCAGGUUCCGAGGUGGCGUCGGUGGAGGUGAAGGGGGCAUCAGAGGAGGUGGCGUCGGUGGAGGUGAAGGGGGCAUCAGAGGAGGUGGCGUCGGUGGAGGUGAAGGGGGCGUCUGUGGAGGCUGGGUCUUUCGAGGAGGUGUCGGUGGAGGUGGCAAUCGCGGCGAGGUUGUGUCGGGCGGAGGCGUACACGGGUCUCAAACAGUACCGUCUCGCCAUGGAGGACACGGAAUUCUGCCUCACAGCAAGACGCUCAGCAGAGGGAUUCUUCCAGAAGGCCAUGGUGCUUCACGCCAUGGGACAGACGGACGAGUCCCUUCAGGUCUUCCUCCAAUGCCUGGCGAUGGACGACAACUUCACCAGGGCCAGAAGCCAAGUAGAAAUGAUCCUGUGUGACCUGCUCUCUCCGGCCGGGGAGACGGUGAAGGAGGGCCUGAGGGCGACCACGCAGAGCCACGCCUCGCCACACAUCCGCGCCAAAACCCUCGCCAACGCCACCUCCGACGCCGACUCUCGCGGAACGCACAACGAGCCGGAGCGAACCGGCCCGGCGAACCCCUGUCACCUGACCCGCGCUGCCUCGCUGCACAACGCCACAGAGAAGACUGACGAGCCGCCGGAGAGCGUGGAGCGUGCCGCUCUGAGCCGGACCAACUCGCUCUGCGGCCACGCGGCCGGCCUCGGGGGGGAGGGGCUGAAGCGCGUGUGGUCCGCCCCCCAGCUGGGGGACCAGGACCGGGCCGGGCUGCUGAAGAGGAAGCUGUCGGUGUCGGGGGCGGGGCCAGGGCUGCGGAGCGUCGGGGGGAGCAAGCAGAAGAGACAAGGAGGUGAGCAGAGUGAGGCGCACCGGGGCCAGGUGUCCUCCUGCUCCCCGGCCAGGAGGUCGAUCCCCCAGGGCCAGCCCAAGUCCAGUGACCUGGAGUGUGCCCUCUGCAUCAGAUUGUUCUACGAGCCCGUCACCACGCCCUGCGGACACACCUUCUGUAAGAGCUGUCUGGAGCGCUGCCUGGACCACACGCCCCAGUGUCCCCUCUGCAAGGAGAGCCUGAAGGAGUACCUGGCGUGCAGGAAGUACGUUGUGACCCGGGUGCUGGAUGACCUCAUCAGGGAGCGGCUGGGGGAGGAGCACAAGGAGAGGAGCAAGACCAACCUCGAGGAGACGCAGGAGCUGUCCGACCUGACCCGCAGCGUGCCCAUCUUCGUGUGCACCAUGGCCUACCCCACGGUGCCAUGUCCGCUGCACGUGUUCGAGCCCCGGUACCGCCUGAUGAUCCGCCGCUGCAUGGACACCGGCACGCGCCAGUUUGGCAUGUGCAUCAGUGACCCCACCCAAGGGUUCGUGGACCACGGCUGCAUGCUGAUCAUCCGGAGCGUCCACUUCCUGCCCGACGGCCGCUCCGUGGUGGACACCAUCGGGGGGAAGCGGUUCCGGGUGUUGUCCCGGGGGAUGCGGGACGGCUACAGCAUUGCGGACAUCGAGCACCUGGAGGACACCCGGGUAGAGGACGGCGAGGAGCUGGUCCGGCUGCAGCGGCUCCAUGACGGCGUGUACGACCAGGCGGUCAGGUGGUUCCAGAACCUCAAGGUGCGCUUCCACAACCAGAUCCUCCAGCACUUCGGACCCAUGCCUGCCCGCGAGGCCGACAUCCAGGCGACCCCCAACGGUCCCGCCUGCUGCUGGUGGCUCCUGGCCGUGCUGCCCAUCGACCCGCGCCACCAGCUCUCGGUCCUGGCCAUGACCAGCCUCCGGGAGCGGCUGCAGAAGAUCCAGCACAUCCUCACCUACCUGCAGAGCGUCCCCGACAGCUAGAGCGCAACGCUCCUCCACGUGCUCCUCCUCCUCCUCCCCUAAAGACUCUUCCUCUCCACUCCCCUUCCUCCCCUCCUUUUCUUCUUCCCGUAUGCGCCAGCUCAUCCUCGUCUCCUUUUCUCUUCCUCAUUUUCUCGUCCUGCUCCUUUCAUCUCCUCCUUCUUCUCCCCUAAUCCUCAGCCUCCCCUCUCUCCUCUCCUCAUUCUCCCACUCCUUCUCCUCUCCUCAUUCCCCCACUCCAUCUCCCCCUCCUCCUCGCCUCAUUCUCCAUCUCCUCCUCUCCUUUCCUCAACUCAUUCUCCAUCUCCUUCUCCUCUCCUCAUUCUCCAUCUCCUUCUCCUCUCCUCAUUCUCCAUCUCCUCCUCCUCUCCUCAUUCUCCAUCCCCUUCUCCUAAUUCUCCAUCUCUCCUCAUUCUCCUUAUUGUCCUCAUUCUCCAUCUCCUCCUCUCCUCAUUCUCCUCGUUCUCCAUGACCUCCUCCUCUCCUCAUUCUCCAUCUCCUCAUUCUCCUCGUUCUCCAUGUCCUCCUCCUCUCCUCUCCUCAUACUCCAUCUCCUCUCCCUCCCAAGGCACAUCCAUCUAACCUACUUAUCUACCAGUUGCCAAAUGACUUAAUUUGUUGUUUUUGCUGCUUACCUCGAGCAACGUGCUUCCUGUUGAUUUGAACACUCGUACGCUGGCUUCCGACGCAGAAUGUGAACUUUUCCGUUAAUGGUUGGGAAAACCACGUUGGCACUUAUUUAAAAGACUGAACAAUCGCUGCUCUGGAAAUGUGACACGACAACAGACAGAAGAAGCCUGGAUUGAGGGCAGAGAAAUCUCAGGGACACCAUCACCCCCACGAGACAACACAUGUGUUCAUUUAACCUUGGCUGUCCUUGCAACGCUGCCUUCCUCCUCCUUUGUCGAUUUUAACCAAUCCCACGGCCAUAGAGUGCUUUAUAAGGAAUUGUAAACCAAUGAACACGCAGGUUACAUAGACAAGUCUUCUGAAUUUUGGAGGUUGGAAAUUAAGUGUUGAUGAUUUGAUACGAAAAAGGAAAGAAGAUUUAGUAAGAGAUCAAUGAUGUUUUAUGAUAUGGAAAUUAUUUGUGCCGAAUCCAGCCUGAUGUAUACAGUCUGAGCUUAAAGAAAGUCCAUACAUGGUUAUUUUGAAAUUUUAAGUCACACUGUUCUUUUCCACUUUUUUAUUUACACGGCACCCUUCACAUCUAGUCCUGCAUGUCAACGUGGACAAGAGUCGCCGGGCAAUGCUUGAAUGAAACGAGGCCAUAAGGCCUCAUUUAUUCACUCAUAUUGCUUUUCUUCCAAUUGUUUGGAACAAGAUGCACAUUUUGUUUCCCACUUUAAAUCCAAUACGGACACAAUCAGCCUCAAAUUACACAAAUAUUCUUUCUUCCAGUUCAUCCCCUGCUUCCAAAUGUCGUUCGUCAAAUGAUGUUGGUAGCCUAGGCCUGUUCCACUAUGCUAGUUAUUGAGCGUGAUUCGUUUUCUUUCAGUGUGGAGAUUAGAGUUGAGGGUUGCUAUUGUUGUAUUUUAUUUAUCUCAUGUGUGUAUCCUCUCCCAAAGAUUCAGCAAUCUUUGUUGGUAAUGUUGACUACAAUAUUCAUGUUAAAACGCACAUUCAUACAGUGGCAUACGGAAAAGUAGCACUGAGCUGUCUCUUACGGUCUAAACACUUUGUUGUAGACGAAGGAUGAGAGUGAUUUGAACCAAGUCCCUCUUGACUUGAUGGUAGUUAUUUAAGAUCCAAAGGAGGCAAAUUGAGAAUGCCCUUAAAAGGUAUUACCAUUUAAACACUAAUUCAAAGUUAUGUGUCCAAUAAUAAAUGCACUUCUUUUUCAA